This is a messenger RNA of Aricia agestis (brown argus), 324 nucleotides long. It is a transcript of the gene ubl, whose product is annotated as ubiquitin-like protein 5. The record is from RefSeq and is a predicted model, not a curated record. Lineage: Eukaryota; Metazoa; Arthropoda; Insecta; Lepidoptera; Lycaenidae. The transcript is spliced from 3 exons. Gene Ontology annotation, biological process: protein modification process; mRNA splicing, via spliceosome. Gene Ontology annotation, cellular component: nucleus; cytoplasm. Gene Ontology annotation, molecular function: protein binding; protein tag activity. Bases 43 to 264 code for a protein of 73 amino acids.
AAUAAAACAACUCUUCGCGAAAUAAAUUUAAUUUCGCAGAAAAUGUUAGAAGUCACAUGCAAUGAUCGUCUUGGGAAGAAAGUUAGAGUAAAAUGUAAUCCUGAUGAUACAGUGGGUGAUUUGAAAAAGCUUAUAGCGGCACAAACUGGUACAAGAUACGACAAAAUUGUUCUCAAGAAGUGGUACACCGUCUUCAAGGAUCACAUUAAACUUUCGGAUUAUGAAAUCCAUGAUGGAAUGAAUUUGGAGCUGUACUAUCAAUAGGGUAACAUGAGGGCAUCAACAAAUAUUUGUAAGCUUUUUUUGUAAAUAAAUUAUUAAAAA